UGCCGCGGCAGACGCUACACGGAGUUCUUCGCGUGUGGAGGCACAUUUUAAAGCGGUAGAAUAUGGUUCUGAUUACUUUGACCCUGGUUUCGUUGGCGGUGGGGCUGCUGUAUGCGGUUCUGAUAUGGAACUACGACUACUGGAGAAAGCGGGGGGUGCCGGGUCCCAAGCCCAAGCUAUUAUGCGGCAACUAUCCACACAUGUUUACUCUGAAGCGCCAUGCUAUCUACGAUCUAAACGACAUCUACAGACAGUAUAAGCACAAGUACGACGCUGUUGGCAUUUUUGGAUCCCGCUCUCCUCAGCUGCUGGUUGUCAAUCCCGAGCUGGCCCGUCGAGUCUUCGUAUCCAACUUUAAAAACUUCCAUGACAAUGAGAUUGCCAAGAACAUUGACGAAAAAACUGAUUUUAUUUUUGCAAACAACCCGUUCUCGCUAACUGGCGAAAAGUGGAAGAAUAGGCGGGCAGACGUGACUCCUGGUCUAACAAUGGGACGGAUUAAGACAGUCUAUCCGGUGACGAACAAGGUGUGCCAAAAGCUGAGCGAGUGGGUGGAUAAGCAAUUACGUCUGGGUUCGUCCGACGGCAUCGAUGCCAAGCAUAUGAGUCUAUGCUUCACCUCAGAAAUGGUCACCGAUUGCGUUUUGGGCCUGAGCGCUGAAAGCUUUUCAGACAAGCCCACGCCCAUUAUGGCGAGUAUAAAGGACCUGUUUAACCAGCCCUGGACCUUCGUGCUCUUUUUUGUGCUGACUAGUACCUUUCCGUCGCUGAGCCACUUGAUCAAACUGCGCUUCGUACCGCUCCGAGUGGAACGCUUCUUCGUCGACCUGAUGGGCAGUGCAGUGGAGGCCCGUCGCGCCCAACAAUCCGCUGGAAAGCAGUUCGAGAGGUCUGACUUCCUGGACUACAUCCUGCAGCUCGGGGAAAAGCGUAAGCUGGACAAUCGCCAGUUGCUUGCCUAUUCCAUGACCUUCUUGCUGGACGGAUUUGAGACGACGGCCACGGUGCUGGCUCACAUGCUCCUCAACCUGGGACGUAAUAGUGAGGCUCAGGAGCUUCUGCGGGAGGAGAUCCGCGCCCAUCUGCAGGAUGGCAUUAUAAACUUCGAGAAACUUAACGACUUGCCUUUCUUGGAUGCUUGUCUGCAGGAAACCAUCCGCCUCUUCCCGCCCGCCUUCAUGUCCAACAAACUCUGCACCGAAUCAAUCGAGCUUCCGAACAAGGAUGGCCCCAACUUCGUGGUGGAGAAGGGUACCACUGUUGUAGUACCCCACUAUUGCUUCAUGGUGGAUGAAGAUUUCUUUCCCGAUCCUCAGUCCUUCCAGCCAGAGCGUUUUAUGGAGCCCGAUGCGGCCAAAACGUUCAGGGAACGUGGUGUCUUUAUGGGAUUCGGAGAUGGUCCACGCGUGUGCAUUGGAAUGCGAUUUGCCACAGCGCAGAUAAAGGCAGCCAUUGUGGAACUGCUCUCAAAGUUCAAUGUCAAGAUUAAUGCCAAAACCCGCAAAGACAAUGAGUUUGACCCUGCCCAAUUCAUCUCUGGUCUGCGAGGCGGCAUUUGGUUAGACCUUGAAAAGCUGUAGAGAUUCAAUUGAUCCAUCACUCAACUCAGAGAGACGACAUAAAUGGGCUUAGUGAGCGGCACAAGUUUCCAAUCUGUUAUUACAUUAAAUAUAAUACAUACCACCAGUGCGAUUGUUAAGCUUGCAAUAGCUUUCCUUUUAUAUUGAUUUUUGUACAUAUACUUAUUCUUUAUUAAAUGUAUUAUUGUUUUUUAUAAAGAUAUACUUUUGGCUAAAUUAAA
Drosophila subpulchrella is the source of this 1801-nucleotide messenger RNA. It is a transcript of the gene Cyp28a5, whose product is annotated as probable cytochrome P450 28a5. NCBI's taxonomy places the organism in Eukaryota, Metazoa, Arthropoda, Insecta, Diptera, Drosophilidae. The transcript has 6 exons. Gene Ontology annotation, molecular function: iron ion binding; oxidoreductase activity, acting on paired donors, with incorporation or reduction of molecular oxygen; heme binding. Bases 63 to 1580 code for a protein of 505 amino acids. The record is from RefSeq and is a predicted model, not a curated record.